Molecule: messenger RNA, 2239 nt
Organism: Telopea speciosissima
Lineage: Eukaryota; Viridiplantae; Streptophyta; Magnoliopsida; Proteales; Proteaceae
Product: cysteine-rich receptor-like protein kinase 2
Exons: 7
Coding region: 12-1952 (646 amino acids)
Biological process (GO): protein phosphorylation
Molecular function (GO): protein kinase activity; ATP binding
Source: RefSeq, a predicted model, not a curated record
AUCGUCAAAAUAUGAAGAACCCAGGUCCUCCUUCGUUUCUUCUCUCCAUGAUUUUCAUUUCUGUACUAGUAGAAACAGUAGUAGCAGAUCCAAGAUCUCACGCAGUUGAGCUCAGAUGCAAAACUACACUAGAACACAACACAACCAUCUUUGUCCCUCACUACAUAGCCACCAUGGAUAUCCUUGGCAACAAGACUGGAACUUCCGGUUUUGGAGUAGCAAAUGUGGGUUCAGGCCCUGACGGCUGCUAUGGCCUUGCCCAGUGCUAUGGAGAUCUUUCCUCCCUUGACUGCACUAUUUGCUUUUCCCAGGCUCGUAUUCUUAAUCCCAAAUGUUAUCCUCACAAUGGAGGCAUCGCCUACUUGGAUGGUUGCUUCUUGCGUUAUGAGAAUUAUAGUUUUUUCCAGGAGUUUACAGGCCCUGGAGACAAGGCUGUGUGUGGAAAUACAUCGCGAAAGGGAUAUGGAUUCCAGAAAUCGGCCAGAAAAGCUCUGUUGGAUGCAGCUGCAGCUGCACCAGACCAGGGAGGCUAUUCCAAGUCUGUGAUGCGUGUGCCAGGGUCGAGGAAUGAGUCAGUUUAUGUGCUAGCAAAUUGCUGGAGAACAUUGAAUAUAAACUCUUGCAGAGCAUGUUUGGACAAAGCAUUAGCCUCGAUGAUGGGUUGCUUGCCAUGGUCAGAAGGGCGGGCACUGUACACAGGUUGCUUCAUGAGGUAUUCAGACACAAACUUCCUGAACAAAGAACAGAGUGGUGGUCGAUCAAAAGGGUUUAAAGUAGCGAAAGUGGUUGCCAUUCUGAGUUCUGUGGCUGCUUUAAUAAUUGGGGUGGCUAUUGGAGUUCACAUUUGGAGGCACAGAAGAAUACAGAAGAAAAGAAGAGGUGCAAUUGAUGUGGUAAAAAUGGCAAAGAUGCUUCACGACAGUAGCUUGAAUUUUAAGUACUCUACGCUUGAAAAGGCCACCAGAUCUUUUAAUGAUACCAACAAGCUAGGUCAAGGAGGAUUUGGAACAGUUUACAAGGGAGUUCUGCCUGAUGGAAGGGAGAUUGCUGUGAAGAGGCUUUUCUCUAAUAACAGAUACAGAGCUGCAGAUUUCUACAAUGAAGUUAACAUGAUAAGUACCCUGGAACACAAGAAUUUGGUCAGGUUGUUGGGUUGCAGCUGUUCAGGACCAGAAAGCCUUCUUGUGUAUGAAUUUCUCCCCAAUAAGAGCCUUGACCGCUUCCUCUUCGAUCCAAGCAGAGGUAAAGCACUGAACUGGGAAAUAAGAUUUAAAAUAAUCAAAGGGACAGCAGAAGGUUUGGUCUACCUUCAUGAGAACACCAAUGUUAGAGUCAUCCACAGAGAUAUAAAAGCCAGCAACAUCCUAUUAGAUUCAAAGCUGCGAGCUAAAAUUGCUGAUUUUGGAUUGGCAAGGUCUUUCCAAGAAGAUAAAAGCCACAUCAGUACUGCCAUUGCAGGAACAUUAGGGUAUAUGGCUCCAGAGUACCUCGCCCGUGGUCAGUUAACAGAAAAGGCAGAUGUGUAUAGCUUUGGGGUCCUUUUACUAGAGAUUGUUACCGGAAUGCAGAACCGCAAAAACGAAACAUCUGAGUACUCUAAUAGUCUUGUCACUACUGCAUGGAAACAUUUCCAAAUGGGGACAGCAGAGAAGCUUUUCGACUCAAAUUUGAUGUUGCACAGCUACAAUCACAAUGAUGACAUCAAUGAGAUUUUAAGGAUAGUGCAUGUGGGAUUUUUGUGCAUGCAGGAGGUGCCUUCAUUGCGGCCAUCAAUGUCAGAGGCCCUACAAAUGCUGUUGAAGAAGGAUGAACAACUUCCUGCACCCACCAAUCCACCUUUUAUGGAUGUCAGGACAAUGGAGCUCAGUGACACAUGCAGAUACCAAUAUCCUCUUCCUAGUACUUCACUUUCAAUUGCUACUGUCUCCCAUAGCUCCUUUAAUCCCAGGUGACCUCAGAAGGGAAAUACAGAAAACAAACCUAUGCCGGUGCUUACAUGAGUGCAAGAGCCUGAGCAACUUGGAUAUAAACUUAUAAAGCUUGGACAACUUCAUUUAUAGGAGUCUGACAUGAAAAGGUUGAUGAGGUCUGGAUGAACUAAAUAAAGCUUUUUUAUUGAAGAGAAUAGCCGGGCCAGGCCAAUUUGAGGAAAAUUCUAACUGAUAAUAUUUGGCAGUGUAAAAAUGUAAGUAAAUUUUGUUGUACACAAUUCAUUCUCAAUUAAUUCACCGCAAUUGGA